Botrytis sinoallii is the source of this 386-nucleotide messenger RNA. RefSeq lists its product as uncharacterized. The coding region runs from base 198 to 386 and encodes 62 amino acids. Lineage: Eukaryota; Fungi; Ascomycota; Leotiomycetes; Helotiales; Sclerotiniaceae. The transcript has 2 exons. The record is from RefSeq and is a predicted model, not a curated record.
GCGGGGGCGCCGAUGCAAGUACGCCUUUAGUUUGGCAUAGCUUUGAAUACCCCUACCAUCAUCGGGAUGUCGGAUUCAAUUUUGGUGUCCGAAGUGUCUCGGAAUAACCCGAGAAUAUCGAUUUUCAAUUUCAAUAUUUCAAUAACCACAAAUUCUAAACGACCGUUUCUGUAAAUAGUCUCGUUCCCCCUUCGUAGAUGUCGUUAUUAUCAUCCUUUCGAGCACUCCCUCCGCGCACCCGCGCAAUGAUAGGCGCAAGCUUCAUUGCUUGGGGUACAAUCGGUCUCUAUUUGUCUGAUACGGCAGAAAAGAAGCUUGGCUUUGAACCUACAGAGCAGGAUAAAGCAAAGAUGCCUAAGUUUACGGUGGUUGAGAAAGAGAACUGA